This is a messenger RNA of Colossoma macropomum (tambaqui), 3868 nucleotides long. RefSeq names its product non-SMC condensin II complex, subunit G2 (gene ncapg2). Gene Ontology annotation, biological process: mitotic sister chromatid segregation. The record is from RefSeq and is a predicted model, not a curated record. Gene Ontology annotation, cellular component: condensin complex; nucleus. Lineage: Eukaryota; Metazoa; Chordata; Actinopteri; Characiformes; Serrasalmidae.
CGCAUUUCGAACGCGUUCGGGCGGGAAGCGGGAAAGCGGUAAAGCGCGAUAUAUUGUAGAUUUAAGCUGAGAAGAUGUCCAAAAGAAAAGAGUUCCUGGAUUCCGUUCAUCCGGACAAAGUCCAGGACUUUCUCGACUUCAUUAAAUUACACAAAGAUGGCUCGGAGCCGCUGGACCUGGUGGAGGUGGUGCAGGAGCUGCAGAGAAAUCAGAGGGUGGAGCUGUGGGCGAAGCUGUCUGCGUUACUGCAGCACACACUCCAGGCCUACCCACCAGAGCGCUGGAUCACAGGCCUCGACGGAGACAGUGGAGACGAGAUGGAGGUGGAGGUGUCUGCUGAGCUGAAACUCACGAUGGCCGUGCUGGACGCCGUCACUGUAGUGUGUACGGUGUCUGUGGACGUUAUUCAGGAUGGAGACGCCUACACUGCUUUGCUGGACUGUGCUCAUGUGCUAAAUGGUAUAGAGAGCUCUCUGCCUGUGUCUGAGAUGCCUCUUCAGCAGGCUAUUCAUUGGCUCUUUGAAUGCUGGUGGAGGCGGGGCCUGCAGGGGAAGGAGGAGCUCGGCUGGACCGCGUUUGUCGUUUGUUUGGAGAAUACGGUCACACUCAAGACACCGGUGAGGGAGCUGAACAGGCUGUACAGCCUGAAGGAAGUGUUACUCACGGUGGACUUUGAUUCGGAGAGAGGUCAGUACGUCACCAGCCCUCUGCUGCAGUGCUUCCUCAGCACCAACCACAUCAAACGGGAGGAGGGGAAACGUUUUCUGGCAUUUCUCUUCGGCUGGGACGUGAACUUCGUCAGGAUGAUCCACGAGACCAUCAAAAACCAGCUGCAGUUUUUCUCUAAGGCUGUGGCGGCCGAUGUGGCGGAGAUCUACUUCAGGGCGUGGAAGAAGGCGAGCAGCCCAUUCCUGGAGGAGAUCGAGUCUUCCUGCAUCCAGGACUUCAUGCAGCACGCUCUGCUCCUGCACAGAACCUCACCCGUCCACCCCAAAGUCCGGCAGAUUCUGACGUAUUUCCACAAGCAGAAGUUUCGUCAGGGAAUAGAUGAGAUGCUGCACCGCCUCUAUAAGCCCAUCUUGUGGAAGGCUCUAAAGGCGGCGAAUGCGGAUGUCCGCGCAAACGCCGCUCUGCUGUUCACUGAGGCGUUUCCUGUCCAUGACCCUGGGCUGAGCAGUGAGAAGGUGGAUGAGCUGGUGCAGAAACAGCUGGAUACGCUCUUCGCUCUGCUGGAUGAUCCGCGACCGUUGGUGCGUUCCUCGGCUGUUUUGGGGGCGUGUUCAAUUCUGGCGCGCUGCUGGGAGCUCCUCCCCUCCACAGUCAUCACUGACCUGUUGAAGAAAAUCCUCCUCCAACUGGCCACUGACACAAGCUCCCCCGACGUCCGCUGCGCCGUCUUCAUGUGCAUAUCGAUGAUACUGGAUAACAGUAUGAGUCAUCCACUGAUGGAGAAGUUGCUUCCAACACUGAAGACCAGCCUUCACGACACCUCAGAGAAAGUGCGCGUGGCCUUUGUGGACUUGCUGCUCAAGAUCAAAGCUGUCCGAGCAGCCAAGUUCUGGAAGGUAUGCUCAAUGGAGCACCUGCUGGCUCGGCUGGAGCUCGACUCUCCAUCCGUCUCUAAGCGAAUCGUCAACCUGCUCUUCAACUCGUUCCUCCCUGUCAGUCAGCCGGAGGAGGUCUGGUGUGAGCGCUGCGUCACCAUGAUUCAGAUGAACCCGGGAGCCGCCCGCAAGUUUUACCGCUACGCCUACAUGUACACGGCACCCACUAAUAUAGUGAAACUGAUGCUGAUGAUUCGAAAGUGUCUGAACGCCUGCAUUCAGAGAACUGGAGACACGGCUGACGAAUCCAUCACCAGCAAUAAGGAAAACACAUCUGUUUUGGAGGACGUUCUCUCUGUGAAGGACACGUCUGUCAUGGCCAGUAUGCUGGAGAUUGUGGUGAUUCUUUGGAGGAGUGUGCAGAAAUCUCUAGAGCACAACAAAGAGGCCCUUCAGUACACCACUGCCAAAUUCGCCUCAGUCCUGCCAGAGUACCUCAGAGUCUUCCAGGAAGAGCGCUGUACAGCUCCACUCAUCCGCUUGGCGUCAUUACUGCCUGCUGCUUCUGUUCCUGCACUCAGGAGUAAAGUAAUGGCUCAGUUGAGGCGUCUGAACGCUGGUUCUGCCGUGACUCUGUACAGUCAGCCGAUAGAGUGUGUGUGUAGCUGGGGUCAGGUGAGCCACAUUCUGGAGCUCGUGGUGGAGUGGCUGACUGAGGCAGCACCUCUAAACCCGGGUGAACAAAGUGAGUCUGAUUCUCGAAGGGUCCAGUUUGAUGAACCCUCAGAGGCUAAGCCUGAUCUGGCUCUGGAUUACCUGGAGUAUCUGCUGACGAGGCCGCGGACGCGAGACUGCCUGCUGGGCUUGUCGCUGGAUCAGCUCACUUCACUGCACAGUGCACUGAGUGCAUGGAAGGCGGUGCUGUACUCUUCACUGAGUGAGUGUGUAGCCAGUGCGGCGGUGACCGAGACGGCACUCAGAGCUUUCAGCUUACACGCCCGCCUCACCAUCCAUCUGCAACACAGAUACCCAGACAGGCGGGACUUCCUGGGCUCUUUGGAGCACUGCAUGGACUGGGUGGAGAAGAGGGUCCUCCCCUUCCUGGCUGCCCCUGGUGACGACAUCUCUGAGCAGCAGCUGACUCUGGGCAAGCAGAUUGUAGAGAGCUGUCUGACGUUGUGCAGGGAUGCGGUGCGGGUUGCCCUGGGAGACGCCGAUUUCAACGAUCAUGUCCUGCAGCUCGGCUCCUGUGUUCUGCUGUCUGAGAAGGGGUACACGUGUAUCCCGCUGCUGUUGUCUGUGCUCUCUGAAGUGGCUCAGGACGGCUUUUCCUGCAACACUGAAGUCCAGGAGGAGCAGCUGUGUGUUACUCUUCGAAUUGUAACCAACAUUUUCCAGAAAGUUCUGGAGGUCAUGGCACACCGACUUCGGAAGGACAAAGAAGAGGGUCAGGAGCUGUGCUGCUUGUCUGAAGAUGCUCUACACGACUUCCUGCUGGUGACCCAGUUGGCGUCUGAAAGGUCAGAGGUCGUGUCUGGAGUCUUCUCGUCGCUGUGUGCCGCUGUCAUCAUUGACAUCAGCCGGACGCUGCAGAAGUUGUCUCAUCCUGAAGAGGUGAUGACCCCAGAGACAGCGACUGACCUACCACCUCUCUCGAGCACCAUCAUUACAGUCAUACUCAAAUCACCAGCCGUUACCAGGUGUUUCCUGUCUGAGACGGGUUCCUCGGUGGACUCAGAGGCCAUCGACAGCAUCGCAGGACUGGCUGCUGUCACACACAUUCUGGCUGUUCUUAGAAAAACGGAUAAGUUCAAGCAGGAUCUGAAGAGCAUCGCUGUUUCUGUCCACAAACAGAUCCUACAGCACUGUUCCAUCACAGCACAGGAUCCAGCACACACACAGAGGGUCAUCUAUGAGAACGCUGUCAGGACACUGAAUGAGGUUCUGAUGCCGUGAAUCUACGGAUCGUAAUUUUAGAAGAAAUUACAAACACGGCAAAGAAUCAUAUACUUACUGUCUCACUCAGAAUUUCUCCUUUGUUCACAUUUGUAAGGUUUUCCUCUGCCCAGUGUGGAGCAUGUGAGCUAAUUUUUUACAGAAUCUGCAAUACAGCAUCAUUAUGAAGCCCUUAUUUCUAUUUGUUGGACCUUUUGUAGUAGACUGUCACAAUGGAGCAGUGUGUUCCUAAUGACAUUGAUGGGGAAUCUUUCAAAUUUCUGUAUGAAUCAGUGGUUCAGAUGUAAACAGAGUCAUUCAGAGUGGUUUGGUGUGAAAUGCUUGAUUGGCUCAGAGGCUCAGAUGUCUUUACAGUGGUGGUGAUAGGA